ACACCACCCCCAAGUAGGUAGGGCGCUGGGGCGGCGCCUCGUGCGCAGUCUGGCGGCUGCGCCGAUCAAUACGACGCUCUCCACUGUGCCGGCUGCACCCGCCUAGCCCACUGGAGACGGACUCUGAGCAGCGAAGCGGCGAGACAGCAGCAGCAGCGGUCGAGCCACACGACACACACAGCAGCUCAUAGCUACCUACACAUCUCGCCUUACUCAGCACAAUUUUAAGAUGAAGUGGGUGUCCAUCCUUGUUGCUGCCCUCCUUCUGGUAAGUGUAGCUGUGGCUGAGGGAGAAAUAUGGGAGGAAGAUGACCACGAGGUACUCAUCCGCAGCGAGAGGGGUGCAAAGAAUAGGGAUCCCUGUCGUUACCUGAAGGGAGCAUGGUCAGAAUGUGACCCAAAAACUAACAUGAGAACUCGUACUCUAACACUGAAGAAAGGUGACCAAGCAGCAUGUGAGCAGACAAAGACAAUUCAGAAAAAAUGCAAAAAAGCCUGCCGUUAUGAGAAAGGUACAUGGAGCGAGUGUUCCCCCCAAAACCAAAUGUCACGGAGUGACACUCUUAAGGCCAACAGUGACCCCUCAUGUGAACAGAGCCGACAAAUAACUAAGAAGUGUAAAAGCAAAGGUGCUAAGGCUGGAAAAGGAGGCCGACGCAACCGCCAGUAAGAUAUGAGAAGUAAUGAGCAAGCAAGUCUUCACACCUGCACAUGCAGCUGUGUGUGCAGUAUUGCUGGAAUGUGUGUUUGUAACAAAACUGAGGAAAACUUAUGAAAAAAGAAAAUACCAUGAAACAUAGAUUCCACAAUUCAUCCUACAUAUAAUUCAUGAACUUACUUGUUUUAUGUAUGUUUGGAAUAUUAUUGUAGUAAUUAAAAAUACUGCAAUCUGUGCAUUGUUCCCAAGCUGUAGGUAACUGAUUUAAAUUUAAAAAUGUGCUGCCUUUGGAUUAUUGAUAGAUAGUUCAUAAUGCAGAAAUUUCCCUUGAAGUAGCACACAUUAAAGAGUCAUUUUGUACUAUCCUUUAUUUCAUAUUUUUAUGCCAGUGUUUAUUUGUAGUAAUUAGCAAAAGUGAUGUUAGAGAAUUCCUAUAUGUGGCAUGUGUUUAGACUGUCCUAUGAACCUGCAUAUUUGUUUUUUUUUUUUUCCUAGCUGAAAUACAUCAGUCAUUAAAAGAGUAUUAGAACCAGUUAAUUGAUGGAUAAAUUGUAAUUGAUUCAUUUAUUUACAUGCUUCCCAACUGAAGCAUUUUAGCAAAACAGUUUUAUAUGAUGUUACAAUAAAACUACAUAUUGAUUGCUUGAAUAUCGCAUUGGUAGUCAUAAUUGCUGUUUUUUAUGAAAUAAAAGCUGUUUCUUACAAUGA
Schistocerca gregaria is the source of this 1366-nucleotide messenger RNA. RefSeq lists its product as uncharacterized. Gene Ontology annotation, biological process: mesoderm morphogenesis. The transcript has 5 exons. The record is from RefSeq and is a predicted model, not a curated record. Bases 230 to 670 code for a protein of 146 amino acids. NCBI's taxonomy places the organism in Eukaryota, Metazoa, Arthropoda, Insecta, Orthoptera, Acrididae. Gene Ontology annotation, cellular component: extracellular region. Gene Ontology annotation, molecular function: heparin binding; growth factor activity.